GCGUCAUUCAGUAAGCGGCUGCCUAGGACGAAUCGAGUGCACACUCUUCGCGCUUCUCUAUCCUCAUUAGCUGAAGGCAGCAUCUAUAUGCUUUCACUGGAGCUGCAGUAAAUACGUUUGAUUCUUACAAUUGAAAAUCCGUUCAUUUUGAUCCAAAUCGAUAUCUUCUAGUUGAUUACAAUUCUACUUGUGAACGCUUCAGUCCUCCACUGCAGCAGACGAUCUUCAUGAUGUCAUCGUAUUAUCAUACGGGGAAAGAUGUGGACAUGGCGGCGAUGACAGAACCACUCUGCUUGGAAAGAGAUGUGUGCAGGGUGAUAGAACUGUUGGACAGGCUUCAAAGAAGCGGUGAGCUUCCUCCUCCCAAACUUCAGGCUCUACAGAGAGUUCUACAGAGCAAGUUCUGUGCUGCCAUCAGAGAGGUCUACGAGCAGCUUUAUGAUACGUUGGACAUUAUAGGUGGGCCCGAGGUCCGAGCACAAGCCACUGCCAAGGCCACAGUAGCAGCGUUCGCAGCCAGUGAAGGCCAUGCACACCCACGAGUGGUUGAACUCCCUAAAACAGACGAGGGGCUCGGGUUCAACAUCAUGGGGGGAAAAGAACAAAACUCUCCCAUCUACAUCUCCAGGGUCAUCCCAGGAGGUGUUGCUGACCGACAGGGUGGUCUGAAGAGAGGAGAUCAGCUGCUCUCUGUUAAUGGAGUGAGUGUGGAGGGAGAACACCAUGAGAAAGCUGUAGAGCUGCUAAAGGCAGCUCAGGGUUCAGUGAAGCUGGUGGUGCGUUACACCCCUAAAGUCCUAGAAGAGAUGGAAGCCAGGUUUGAGAAGAUGAGAAGUGCCAGGAGACGCCAGCAACAUACCAGCUACUCGUCUUUGGAGUCCAGGGGUUAACCAGUCUUAACUUCUGACUGGCCUGCUGAUCCAUUCUCCCACCCUUUCUGCUCCUGUAGGAUGACAGAAGACCCUGGGGAGAUCAGUGUAGACUACCCUUAGAUAUUUAUGUUAGUGGAACGAUCUCAAAACAUGUAGACCUCAAAUAUACUAUUUUCCCUGGCCAUCCAGAGGGAGAGACUGCAUAGUGCAUCUGGUCUGUCUUGAGUCUGAUUCUCUAUUGUAUUCUUAUGUGGAACCUGCACCCUGUGAUAUGCUGUGUCUGUGUGUGUGUGUGUGUGUGUGUGUAUGUUUGUGUCUGUUAGCACAGAAGAGAGUUUUAACAAUUGCCUAGAGGGUCCAAAUAGCACGCCGUGUCUUUUGCUGUAGGAUUAUUGAUUAUUGGUUUCUACUUAGACCCUUAUUCUUUCACUCACUUAUUGAAUCUGUGUUUCAGAAAACAUGCAUUGACAAUAGAGUUAAAGCUAUGCAUCACAUUUACAGUAUAAGUAUUCUUGUCUCAUGUGUUCCACACUGUGAGAACUACAUCAGGAGGACAAACACUGUUAUUCCAAAAGACACUUCCUGAAUUAACUGAUUGCUCUGUUCUAAGCAUGCUAUACUCAAAUAGGGUCAUGAAAAUGUGCUGCUAUGAGUGGCUUUGUUCUGCCAGUCAUAAUGCCUCUGUUCAAUCCUUGAAUUUUUUUUGUUUAUUUAUAUAUUUAUUCAUACAUUAAAAGCAACAAUCUAAUUGUA
Messenger RNA from Pimephales promelas (fathead minnow), 1625 nucleotides. RefSeq names its product lin-7 homolog B (C. elegans) (gene lin7b). The record is from RefSeq and is a predicted model, not a curated record. NCBI's taxonomy places the organism in Eukaryota, Metazoa, Chordata, Actinopteri, Cypriniformes, Leuciscidae. Gene Ontology annotation, molecular function: protein binding.